UUAAAUACCUCAUUCCUACGUUUGCCUGAUGGCAUUGUUGAUCCUGAUCACAGUCGUCCUGGAAAGACAGCGUGGCAUGGGACUGAAAACAAUGUCUGCCGUGCUGCUUUCUUAAGAAAACUUCCUCCAAAGUUCUCUUUAUGGCGCAAAAUGACAGACGCUAAGGCGAGGAACCAAAGCAAAUACGGGCUAUAUUUUGCUGAGGCGUUCAACGAAUCUGCUUUCGAUCAUUUAUUUACCAAUUACAGCAUCACAACAUGUGGGAACUUCACGAUGGACACGCAGGUUGUUGGCGUUGGGAUUUUCCUCUCCGUUUUUAUUCUGAUGGCAAUCGUGGGGAAUAUUUUGGUCAUCCUCUCCGUGGUUUGCAACAAACAUUUGCAGACCGUCACCAACUUCUUCAUCGUCAACUUGGCCAUGGCGGACCUUCUGUUGGCAAUCAUCGUCCUGCCCUUUUCUGCAUCUUUAGAGGUUCUGGGAUGCUGGGUGUUUGGCCGGGUUUUCUGUAACAUCUGGGCAGCUGUGGAUGUGCUGUGCUGCACCGCCUCCAUCCUCAGCCUCUGCAUCAUCUCCAUCGACCGAUAUAUCGGGGUCAAAUACUGCCUUAAAUACCCGACUAUUAUGACAGAAGGGAAGGCAGUGGCUAUUCUACUGCUUGUGUGGGUAUCAUCAACUGUCAUCUCUGUUGGACCGCUCCUGGGAUGGAAGGAACCACCGCCUGUGGACGACAGCAUCUGCAGGAUAACAGAGGAGCCGGGCUAUGCGCUCUUCUCCUCUCUUUUCUCUUUCUACCUCCCGCUCAUGGUCAUUCUCAUCAUGUAUUUUAGGGUGUACGUGGUGGCCCGCAGGACUACUAAGAGCCUAGAAGCGGGUGUGAAACGGGAGAGAAAUAAGUCUGUGGAGGUAGUCCUCCGUAUACACUGUCGCAGCGUGCUGGAGCACGCGCGUCCGACCAACUCCAAAAGCAGCAAAAACCACCCGUUUCGAAGUUCGCUCUCAGUGCGGCUGAUGAAGUUCUCUCGGGAGAAAAAGGCUGCAAAGACGCUCGCCAUCGUGGUGGGGAUGUUCAUACUCUGUUGGCUGCCCUUUUUCUUCUUUCUACCGAUGGGUUCCUUCUUUCCAGAACUGAAACCGUCCGAAACUGUGUUCAAGGUGGUAUUUUGGCUGGGAUAUUUCAACAGCUGCAUCAAUCCAAUGAUAUACCCCUGCUCCAGCAAGGAGUUUCAGCGGGCCUUCACUCGGCUCCUAAAGUGUCAGUGCCACCAAAAACAGAGGGUCUUGCGUCGCUUCUACGACCAGAGGUGGAGGACAGCUGUGAAGGAAAGGGCAAUGGAGCAAAGAGGGCACUAUACGCCUGGCUACGCUGUGCACGAGUCCUGGGGCAGCUCUUGGUUGCACAAGAGCAAAGGAUGCUCGACUGGUUUAAAGAGAUGGAGGUUUUUCCCACCAUUACAGAAGUCCUCCUUCCAUGUCAGAGAAAAAGUGAACAAUCUUUCAAAUAAGAUCAAGGGAGGCGCAGGAAAAAGCACCCCUGUGUCAGUGAGUCACUCUGAUACUGUAGAUACAAUCUCUAUGGGACUUUGCAACUCAUGUGAGCAGAACAGUUAUCAGUUCUAUGAUCUGGCAGAGUGUUAUGGUCUGAAAGAGACUGACAUUUAGUAGGGCCCCUGGAGAGCAUUUUUCCUUAUUUUGAAAGGGCCAUACAGGACCAACAUGCAAGAAAGACUAUGAAAGGACAUCAAAUUAGGAAAACAGAGAAUCAAAGCUGACAACAAUGACUCCAGCACAAAAAGAAAAAAGAAAAAAAGACUGAAACCUUGUCAGAAACCUUGUGACCAUAAUGUUUAUUUAAAUAAAAAUGUCUUGUGAACAGCUUAAAUUCUUACUUUGGAAGUGAACACAAGAGUUGCAAGCUUUUUGGAUUUGUUGCUGUUAUUUUAGGGUGCCAUGCUUCCUCAUUAGAAAGCAGGAAAAUCAUUGUUACCGUAAUCUUUCAUUUUGUUGAAUUUUUUAUAUAAACAGUUUUUCCCUGUCUUUAACUAUGAAGCAGAUGACAUUGACUGAUGAAAAGUUGCUGAUUUAAACGUUUAACAAGUUAAAAGAAAGAAAGAAACAUUGAACUGCAAUGAGGCAAGUACAGAAAACUGUACUGAAUAAGUUUGGACUGAGUCAAAAGGUAAAAUGUCAAAGAUUACAGGCAUUCAUCCUCCACCUUUU
Molecule: messenger RNA, 2217 nt
Organism: Menidia menidia (Atlantic silverside)
Lineage: Eukaryota; Metazoa; Chordata; Actinopteri; Atheriniformes; Atherinopsidae
Source: the annotation of a GenBank genome assembly